Molecule: messenger RNA, 2094 nt
Organism: Pediculus humanus corporis (human body louse)
Lineage: Eukaryota; Metazoa; Arthropoda; Insecta; Psocodea; Pediculidae
Exons: 15
Coding region: 1-2094 (697 amino acids)
Biological process (GO): muscle structure development; actin cytoskeleton organization
Cellular component (GO): filamentous actin; adherens junction; stress fiber
Molecular function (GO): actin binding; muscle alpha-actinin binding
Source: RefSeq, a predicted model, not a curated record
AUGGCACAACUAAUCACAGUUAGGCUAUCUCGUUUCGAUGCUUCACCCUGGGGUUUCCGGUUACAAGGUGGUAAAGAUUUUGGACAACCUCUCAUCGUACAAAAGGUAAAUGCAAAUUCACCGGCAGAAAAAGCAGGUUUAGAACAUGGCGGUGGAGAAAAAAAAAAAAUCAUCCACGGUUUAGGAGGCUUGACGUGGAAACCCUCGGUGGUUCCAAUCGGACCAACACCCACACCGAAUAAUUCGAUUGGAAAUGUACAACCGGUUACUAAAACGUCUUUAGCUUAUAAAUCGCAACCUCCUGUUCCGUCUUUUAGUCAAUACAACUAUGCGCCGAAACCUUUUGGCGGUGCACAAGCAAACGGAAUCGGUGACAAAACUCAAAAUGCAAAGAAUUUGGCGAGUAAACAAUACAACAGUCCUAUCAAAUUGUAUUCGGAUCAAACAAUUGCGGAAACUUUGAGUGCUCAAGCGGAAGUUUUAGCCGGGGGAGUCGUUGGGGUUAAUUUUAUGAAGAACGAAAAAGCUUACAAUGCUGCCAACAGUGAAGUUUUAAAAAUGGUUCAGGAAAUAGAUAGCGAACCGAAAGAAGCGGAACCAGUUGAAGAAAUGCCCUCAACACCUACAGCUCCUAAACCGUCAGGGGUGGCCGGUUUAAGACACGUAUCAGCACCCGAAACAAAACCUCAGCCUGCACAAGAUCAAAAGGUGUUACCACCUGGACAGAAUAUUUGUGCAGACUGUGAACGUCUUAUUGUAGCAAGUUCUUUAUCGUAUUAUUCUACCGCUAGCCAUGCUCUUGGCGGCCGGUCGGUGUCUCCUAGUCCAGUAGCACCACCACCACCACCAUCUUAUACUAGAUCACCCCCACACCAAAAACAUUCGGUGCCAUAUUCUUCUUCUUCUUCUUCAUUGCCGUUCGUUUCUUACGAAAGUCCAAUGUGUAGUGAAUGUGAAAGGUGUAUAAUAGGAUUGUUCGUACGUAUCAAAGAUAAAAAUUUACACGUGGAUUGUUUCAAAUGUGCAACGUGUGGAACAUCAUUGAAAAACGUCGGGUAUUAUAAUAUAAAUAAUAAAUUAUAUUGCGAUAUACAUGCGAAAAUGGUAGCGAGACAAAAUCCGCCAUCGGUUAAUUUAGAACCGGUUUUAGUACCACCGGGUACGAAAACUCCGGCAUCAAUUAUUGCAUCGAGUAUUGGAGCUGUACCGCCGCCACCUUUUACAUCUCAAUUUUCGGUUUCUUCUACAGGUUCGGCAUCACCUCAACCAUCAUCAAUUGCUGCACCAUUUCAACCACCUUCGUCAGUGCAGCCACCCAAAAUUAAUUUAACAACACCGAGUGCACCGACAUCUUUGGCUCGUCCAACAUCCGGAAUUUUCACUGGAUGUAAGCCAAAUCCAACGUUAAGAGGUGGCGUUACCGCUCCUCCCAUGGCAUCUUCAUCUUAUUCUUCUGGCGCUCCAUCUUCUUUGAGCGCUUCCAAAGGUGGAAGUUUUGCUGGAGCCACGUCUCCAAAAAGAGGAAAAGGAGUUUUAAAUGCUCCAAAUGCUGCAAGAGUUCCUCUUUGCGCUCACUGCAAUGGUCAAAUCAGGGGACCUUUCAUUACCGCUCUCGGUAAAAUAUGGUGUCCGGAUCAUUUUGUUUGCUCGAAUGCACAAUGCAGUAGACCUCUUGCAGACAUAGGAUUCGUCGAAGAAGGAAAUCAACUUUAUUGCGAAUAUUGUUUUGAAAAAUUCAUCGCUCCCGAUUGCGAUAAAUGUAAGAACAAAAUAAAAGGAGAUUGUUUGAACGCCAUCGGUAAACAUUUUCAUCCGGAAUGUUUUUCAUGCGUUUAUUGUGGAAAAUUAUUUGGAAAUAAUCCGUUUUUCAUGGAAGAUGGUUUACCGUACUGUCAAAAAGACUGGAACGAAUUGUUUACCACGAAAUGUUUUGCUUGCGGUUUUCCCAUCGAAGCCGGUGAUAGAUGGGUCGAAGCUUUGAAUAAUAAUUAUCAUUCUCAGUGUUUCAAUUGCACUACUUGUAAAUCGAAUUUAGAAGGACAAACAUUUUUUGCAAAAGGAGGAAGAGCUUUUUGUAAAUCUCACGCUCGUUAA